UGUAUGAGCACAGGAAGAGUCAUGUCUGUGUGUGCCAUGCCUCAGAUACAGGGACACGGCUGUCAGGAGUUUCACGCUUUUCACGCUCCUUCUGUCCACAUUGGCUGUGGCACCCGAUCAAAUGCGAACUUUCUGACAGUUCAUCUCCUCCAUCCCUCUCUGCUGUCGCAAAGCCUGUUCAGAGCUGACAGGCCCUGGCUCGCUCGCUGAGAUGAAUCAGCAGCAAACCCAAAGAAGGCACUAUUUGGCAGCGUCCUCAAGGCCAGAACGUGUCAGACCGUGCCUUUGUUUGGGUUUGGCCUUUUCUUUCCCUUCGUGUUCUUUUUCUCCAGAUGAAGAGUUUUGGGGCAUUCUGGGUUCUGGCUGAACAUCCCCUUGUUUGUUUCUCCCUUUUCUGCCUUUUUUAAAUAGAUGAAAAAAGUUCAGAUAAAAAAGGCAUCAGAUACCGUUUUGCUCAGCCUCCCUGAUCGUUUCCCAGAAAAGGAGUUUGGCUCUGAACAAAUCUGUAAGUGCACCGCUGUGCGUCUGUGGACGCGCAUCGAUGCCCACAGCCCAUUGGUGACAGGCAGUUUUUGCUGGAACUGGCUCCACAUCGAGGCUGAUAAGGGCCGUCUGUUGAAUUUGGUCCUAGACUUAAAGGGCUUCAUCUGUUUGCUUGUCCUUUCCUUCAGGGGUUAUCUGCUAACGGAGUCCCUCAGAUCCUAGCCCGUGCUUGGGGAACAACUUCAUUCCAAUCCAUUGAUGAAGCAGGAAGUUGAAGAAAAAAAAAACAGCACGGGCGAGCUGAACCAGGAAGUGAGUGCAGCUAGGCAGCAAAGUGAAAGUAGCUCUGGGGAGAGUAGCUGUGCAGAGGCUCAGAGAGACUCCUCUGCCUGCUUCCCCCCAUUCCUCUGACUCUGUCCAAGCCCCCGCGGAGAAAGGAAGCACAGCGCUGGCAGCAGAGACAGAGAUAGAGCAGCGGCGCACACAGAAUUGGAGAUUUAGAGAGAGCCUCUGGCAUCUCCCACACAACUUGGGAUGAACAGCGCAGGGGGUGCUGUGGGGGGGGGGCAGGAAGAGGAGGAGCUUCCACUGAGUGAUGGGACAUGUGACGCCUGUGAGCCAGACGAGGCCCAGCCUGCUGCAGAGGUCUGCCGCGCCUGCGGUUUUGCCUUCUGCCCUGUCCAUGCCGACAAGCACCGCCGCAGCACCCGGCACACACUUGAACCACACAGCCAAGGGGAGAGCGCCGCCUUCAGGCCGCUGACAGAUGGACAACCAGGGCCAGGGCCACAGGGAGGGGAAAGGGAGAAGGGAGCAGCAGAGAGGGGCAGCGACAAGUGUGGGGGCGCGGAGGGGGCGGAGGAUGAGGAGGUGGGCCUCGCUGUCCUGGAGAGUGGGAAGAGCAGGGACACUGUGACGGUGGAGCGGCUGCGCUGUAAGGAGCAUGGCCAGGAGGGGUCACUCUACUGCAAGAAUGAUGAAAAGAUCAUCUGCGUGGUGUGCGCUGUGCAGGGUGAGCACAGCACCCAUGAGAUCAUCACCCUGCGGGAGGCCUACCUAUGGCAGAAGAGCAAAGGGGGGAUUGACCUGCUUGGCUCAACCCAAGAGAUGGCAGAGAGGAUCAAGUCCAAGUGGACCAGCCCAGGUAUGAGCACAGACCAGCUGGAGGCCUACGUGAAUGAGCAGUUUGACGAGCUGCACCGUCUGGUGCGCUUGGAGGAGCGCCGCACACUGCACCUGGUGGACCUGAAGGAGGCCUUCUUGACGGCACAGGCCGCAGAGAAGAUUGCCGAGAUCACUGUACACACCGAGCGGCUGCAGGAGGAGAUGGAUUCCAUCACCCAGCAGCUGGGGGCACUAGACCAAGGCGAGGAGGCUGGCCCCAGCCCGGGACCUGCGGACCCUGAAGCCAGGCCAAGACCAGAACCCAGGCAGGACCCACCUAGGGACUACGGGGACAGUGGGGCUGGGUCAUUUAUGGGACAUGCUCCUUGAUAACAAGCCACCACCCCUUGACAGCAUCCUGCCACCCACCCUUCCCUACCUCAUACCCAUUUGGGAGAUGACUAACA
Megalops cyprinoides (Indo-Pacific tarpon) is the source of this 2054-nucleotide messenger RNA. RefSeq names its product tripartite motif containing 44 (gene trim44). The transcript is spliced from 7 exons. Lineage: Eukaryota; Metazoa; Chordata; Actinopteri; Elopiformes; Megalopidae. Gene Ontology annotation, molecular function: zinc ion binding. The record is from RefSeq and is a predicted model, not a curated record. The coding region runs from base 1018 to 1977 and encodes 319 amino acids.